Medicago truncatula (barrel medic) is the source of this 1311-nucleotide messenger RNA. RefSeq lists its product as uncharacterized. The record is from RefSeq and is a predicted model, not a curated record. NCBI's taxonomy places the organism in Eukaryota, Viridiplantae, Streptophyta, Magnoliopsida, Fabales, Fabaceae. The coding region runs from base 699 to 1208 and encodes 169 amino acids. The transcript is spliced from 2 exons.
UGCAGUUUUUUGCCAAUAAAAAUAUAUCUGAAACGUACUUUGACCCGUAAAAGAUCUUUCCACUACUAUUUAUUCAUCCUUCUUAACUCUUAGACUCCAUAACAUCUUUCUUGACAUGUCUGUUCUUGUGGAUGAUGGAAAAGCUAAAAAUUCUAAAUCUUAGUCAUUCUCAUUGUCUGACGCACACCCCAGACUUUUCAUACAUGUCAAAUCUUGAAAAGCUAGUACUCAAAGAUUGUUCAGUGUUGUCCGAGAUUUCUCCUAGCAUUGGGAAUCUCAGUGAAAUUCUUCUAAUAGAUUUGGAAGAUUGUGUUAGCCUUCGAAGCCUUCCAAGAAGCAUCUAUAAGUUGAAAUCUCUGAAAACUUUCAUUCUCUCAGGGUGUAUAAUGAUUGAGAAGUUGGAAGAGGACUUGGAACAAGAGUGCCCUUUUCAGUAGUAAGGUCAAAAAGCAUCGGAUAUAUUUCUUUGUGUGGCUAUGAAGGAUUUUCACGCGAUGUAUUUCCAUCUAUCAUCUGGUCUUGGAUGUCACCAACAAGUUCUCUUUCAUCCCAAGUUCAAACAUCUCCUGCGAUGUCAUCUCUGGUUUCUUUAGAUAUACCGCAUAGUAGCUCCCAAGAGCUGUCAACUAUUUCCAUCCACCUUUCAAGGCUUCGAAGCCUAUUGGUAGAGUGUGGCUCAGAACUACAACUUUCUGAAGAUGCACAAAUCAUUUUGGAUGCCUUAUAACACCACAUUUUCUAAGGAAAUGGAAUCGACUUCAGCUACUUCACAAGCAUCAAAUAUGAAAACUUCUGCAUUAAUUCAACGUUGCAAUCAAUUGCAAGUUUCCAGAUCAGAAGAUUACUUAAAGUCUGUUCUAAUACAAAUGGGAAUGAAUUGCCAAGUAACCAAUAAUCUAAAAGAAAACAUUUUACAGAAUAUGGAUGAGAAUGGGAGUGGUGGUUGUUUGCUUCCUGGUGACAGUUAUCCAGAUUGGUUAACCUUCGAUUCUGAAGGUUCUUCUGUUACUUUUGAAGUCCCUCAAGUGGAAGGGCGAAUGUUGAAGACAAUAACGAUAUGUGCUGUCUAUUCUUCAACUUCGGAUAGUAUAACAUCUGAUGGCCUUGGAAACUUGUUAGUGAAAAAUUACACAAAGGCCACCAUUCAGCUCUACAAGAGAGAGGCAGUAGCCGCCUUUGAAGAUGAGAAGGGGCUGAGAGUAGUAUGAAGUAUAGAACCUGGUAACAAAGUGGAGGUCGUUUUUGUUUUUGAGAACAGUUUCAUUGUGAAGAAGACAGUAGUUUAUCUCGUAUAUGAUGAACCAAUUGGCA